AUGAUCUGGACCCGAGAUGGGCGUGCGAAGGACCCCCGACUUUGCACAACAAGCCCACACCUCGGUGUAAGGCAGGGGCGGAAAAAGGACUACGGACGCAUCAAAAUGCACAUCGCUUCCCACAACGUCAGGACAUUAUCGACAGACUCUCUCCUGGAUGUAUAUCUACAACAACUGGAAAAGAUCAAAGCCGACAUUAUCGGUGUAUGCGAAACUAGGAGAGCACGCGCUGUCUCAGCGAGGUGGACAAGCGGUGAAGAAAUUCUGCUGGGAGAAGGAGCCAACAAUGUGCCCAGAACAGGUGGAGUCGGUUUCAUCAUAAAAGCGAAAAUGGUCCCGUACAUUAUUUCUUGUGAUAUCAUAUCCCCACGUCAAACUACACAAAAGUUGGGAAAUCGAACGCUCAAAAUGGUGCAAGUAUAUGCGCCCACUAUCACGGCGGAGGACGACGAAAUCGAACGUUUCUACGAAGAAAUAGAGACGGCAUUGAAGCUUAAAUCGACAUACACUAUUGUUCAAGGCGAUUUCAACGCAGUUGUCGGCUCCCGAUUGGACGAUACGGAAUACCUCAUAGGAAGAACAACAUCAAUUCUCAAUAAUGAACACUUUCUUCGAGAAGAGAAGCGUCUCUGGACAUGGAGAAGCUCAGACACGAGAACUCUGAGGCAAAUUGAUUAUGUGCUGACCGAUACGCCAAGAUUGUUUGCUGACGUCUCUGUUAUAGGGGAAAAUGUGAUAACGACUGGCUCCGAUCAUCGGCUUUUGCGUUCGGUGAUCCUCUUCGAUGCCAAGAAAGAACGUCGAGUUCUGCAUUCGCAAAGAACACUCGUACGACAAACUUUCAAUGCCGAUAUGUAUGCUGCGAUGAUAGAGUCGUCAGAUCUACACAUGAAUACCGGAAGCAAUAUCGAUGCCGACUAUGAAGAUCUAGUGGGAAAAAUAACUCAGGCCGUGAAAGCAUCGAGCAUAGCAAUAGAGCCCGCAAGGCGACGACGUAUAUCGACAGAAACACUGCAGAUGAUGAAGAGGAGAGCACGCAUGAAGGCUGAAGGACGAGUGCAAAAUGAGGAAUACCGGACACUCUGUGAAGCGAUAAGGGAAAGAAUCAAGUGCGAUUAUGAAGGCUACAGACAAAUGAAACUUCGCGAAGCAGCUGAGAAAAGGGCUAGCCUGAAAGCUGUAGAAAGGGAUAUCCGUCUAAGGCAACAUAUACAUUAUGCCUGCAUCCCUUCACAGAGUGCUAGAACAACCAACCGCCCACAAAUGAACGAGAUAUGUACAAAGUUCUACAACGAUUUGUACUCCUCAAAGGUGGUUGUUGCAAGAACCUACCGAAACGUUGCAGAAGAACCGAUCCCAGAAGUAAUGUGGGAAGAAGUGGAGAACGCAGUGAAACAAAUAAAGGCUGGGAAAAGCCCUGGCUGCGACAACAUUCGUCCCGAACACCUAAAAGCAGGCGGACUACAUCUAUUUAAAGCGCUGGCAGAA
Ostertagia ostertagi is the source of this 1488-nucleotide messenger RNA. NCBI's taxonomy places the organism in Eukaryota, Metazoa, Nematoda, Chromadorea, Rhabditida, Trichostrongylidae. The record is from the annotation of a GenBank genome assembly.